Molecule: messenger RNA, 6452 nt
Organism: Eublepharis macularius
Lineage: Eukaryota; Metazoa; Chordata; Lepidosauria; Squamata; Eublepharidae
Gene: EGLN3
Product: egl-9 family hypoxia inducible factor 3
Exons: 5
Coding region: 573-1298 (241 amino acids)
Biological process (GO): cellular response to hypoxia; peptidyl-proline hydroxylation to 4-hydroxy-L-proline
Cellular component (GO): nucleus; cytoplasm
Molecular function (GO): peptidyl-proline 4-dioxygenase activity; ferrous iron binding; L-ascorbic acid binding
Source: RefSeq, a predicted model, not a curated record
GCAGACGUAUUAAUCAGAGAGGGGCCAUCUGCUGCCUUGGUAAAUAAAUGGGAAGGAGCGUGCCGGACCCAGCUUCCCAAAAGGGGGAGUGAUCACAAGCCGGGGUGCUCGCUUAAAACACUGGUCUCCCGCAAAGCAGAGAGAAAAGGGCUCCAGCAGCUUCCUAUUCGAGCAGCUCUCCGUAUGUGCCAAGGUGUUGCUCUUAAGCAGGGAGUGGAGGUCAGUCUGGGGUAAGGAGGGCGACCAGCGUUCAUGUCGUUAUCAGGUCUCUGAGAAGAGCCAAGAAGCUUAUUUGCAAUUGCACCGAAGACUUUUGAGAAACUUUGGAACACACCAAACUCUCCUGCUAACCUGCCAUAGUUUCAUUCCUUUCUCACCUCCCCCAUAUAUCUAUAUAUAUAUAGAGAGAGAGAGAGAGAGACAGACAUAUACCAUUUUUAAAUCCAGGAGUUUAAAAAGCAGGGGGGUGGAAUUAAGAUAAUUCUUGAUUACUUCAUUUUCUUACAAUUAUUUAUUGGUUAACUAUUUGAUUGGGCUUUGGACUUUGUAGAAGGAAGCCGGGGAUCGCUAAAAUGCCUUUGGGACAUAUCAUGAGAUUAGAUCUCGAGAAAAUAGCCCUGGACUACAUUGUGCCCUGUUUGCACGACAUUGGCUUCUGCUACCUGGACAAUUUUUUAGGUGAGUUAGUAGGGGACUGUGUCCUGGAACGAGUAAAGCAGAUGCACUAUGAUGGAGAACUGCAGGACGGUCAACUGGCAGGCCAACACAAUGGCAUCUCCAAAAGACACCUGAGGGGAGACCAGAUAAAGUGGAUCGCAGGCACUGAAGAAGGCUGUGAGGCCAUCAACUUUCUUUUGUCGCUUAUAGACAGGCUGGUGAUGUACUGUGGCAGUAGACUGGGCAAGUAUUAUGUGAAAGAAAGAUCCAAGGCUAUGAUCGCUUGCUACCCUGGGAAUGGAACUGGCUAUGUGCGCCAUGUAGACAACCCCAAUGGCGAUGGACGUUGCAUCACGUGCAUUUACUACCUGAAUAAAAACUGGGAUUCAAAGUUGCAUGGUGGGAUUCUACGAAUAUUCCCAGAGGGGAAGUCCUAUGUAGCCGAUGUUGAACCCAUCUUUGACAGAUUACUUUUCUUCUGGUCAGAUCGAAGGAACCCACAUGAAGUGCAGCCUUCCUAUGCAACGAGAUAUGCCAUGACUGUAUGGUAUUUUGAUGCUGAAGAAAGAGCAGAAGCCAAAAAGAAAUUCAGGAAUUUAGUUGAUGCUGGGAAGACAGAAGCAGUUCUCAAUGAAGACUGAGUAGUGACUUCCCAGUGUAGCUCUUUAGUAGUGAUAUUUUGGGGACUCUUUGCAAGCAAUAAGAUCCAAAGACAACAUGGUUACUGGACACUCUUCUUACCUGCGGAUAUGCACUGUUUGGGGCACUGUUUGGUAUUUGCAUAUUAUACUGAUGGUACUUAUGGCAGCCUCCUAGCCAACCCAUUGGGCAUAAAAGCACCCCUGUUUUCUACUUGCCUUUCACAGAAGAAUGCCACCAGAGUUUUUAGAAAAUGAAGAAGAUCGCCAAGCUCUCCUGCUAAUGUCAACCAACAGGCCUUUAGCCUUAAAAGAUACUAAACAUUCAAAAUACCUGGGGAAACCUGACUCUUAUUUGCACUUUAUUUAAAUAUUCUGGUUCAAUGGGAAGGAGCUUUAUAAAGGAACUUCAGUGGCAGACUGCAGAUGGCAAUCAGGAAUGCAAAAUAGAACUGUGAGGUUGCAGAGCGCCAACUUGGUUAUGCUCAACAUGGGGCCUUUGAUGGGUUGCCUGGUCACUUUGCUGUACAGACUAUUGGCUUAACUGUCUUGUAUCAUUAAUUUCUAAAAAGGAUAAGCCUCCCAUUUGCCAUAAAACUGCCUGGAUUUGAUCCACAUUGCUAAAGUUGAGCAGCGGCAGCGGUUCCAUUGCUUGGCCUUUCCAAGCCCCAGGACAGGGGCAGAAGCAGUUGCGCAGCUGUCUACUAUUUUGUGAAAAACAUUCUCUUUCUGCUAUCUGAUGGAUCUGUGUAUCCUUUUUUAAACUCUGGGAAAAGUUAAUUACAAACUAAAUGUGUUAAUGCCAAGAAAUUCAUUUUUUAAAAAAAAACAACAACAGAUCUUCCACCAGCCGCGCAUUGAAUGACAGAAGUGGAACUCUGAGAAUCCAGCUUUAUGUUUGUUACACUGAAACAAAUGCAUUGCAGAUAACUGUAGCCAAUUAAUGAUGUGGGAUGCAAUCUUAAAUCAAGCUGUGAUUAAAUUUCUCAGUCACAUAGAUGGGGCUAAGGAUUGUAGCAUUGGAUCUUAAACCUAAUCACAGUUGUUUUUGAAUCUAUGAGAAUAUGUGUUUACUGUUGCAGCCUAAUUCUAGGAUUGGUUGGAGCGCCAGAGAAGGGGUUUCAGAUGGGAUAUACCAGUUUCUGCUUCUACGCAGCAUUGUAAAGCGUUACCCUGCAGGCAGAUGCACUUUUGAAGAUGUGUAGGAAUAGGGCUCUUAGCUUCCAUACUACCAAAUUAUAUUCACGCUGCAGGCCAGAUGUUUGUGCACGUUCAUUCCUUGCUACACAGAGCGAAAAAUAGUAUCAGCCCUAAGUGUUCAGUCCCCCCCCCCCCCACACACACAAUCUCUUGUAUGUGAGCUGCAAGUUCUGUACACAGUCAGGUUUGGUAAUGACUAAGCACAGAUUUUCUUAUUCUAGAGCAGACCUGAAGAAUCUGUGUCCUACUCAACUAAAAUCAGCCAGAUCGUGCAUUGUGGUCUACAAGCUACUUGCCAACUUUCAUUUCUGGCAGGAAAGCAAAACCAGGAGGUGCAUCAAAUCCCUAAUGGGCCACAUACCUGGCUUCUUGAGUUGAGUGCAGCUCAUGGAUCAUGUUAUGCAGGAUUGAACUAGGGCAACUUCACUUAGUGAUUUUUCUAGUCUUGGUGGCAGAAACCUGGUUCAUGCUUAGAAACAAUAUCCUUUUUUUCUUCAGAACAUGUAAUGUAAACACUCCUGGAUUAUAAACUUUCUCUUCAUUAGUAUCUACAGUUGUGUGUCAGAACACCUUUGUUCUUCCACAUGCAUAUAUUUUCCUCCAUGUGCUGUAGCUUUCCAGAAGUGCUAUAGACUCUGGCAAUUUCCAUUCUUCUUUUCCAUGCUAACCUGCUUGUUCUUCAACCAAUUCAUUUCCCAUGUUAUUUUUUUAAUGCAGCUAAAAGAGGCAUGGCUGUCAUUAUAUGCCUCAUUCUAGGACAAGCACAUUGCAUUCCCAGAAAGUGGAGCCAGCGAACAAGACUAGUAUUUAAGAAGUGCCCAGCCUUAACCACUUUCUGUUGAGAAUAUUUCAUAUAGACAAAAAUGCAGGAUAUAAAAAGCAAUAUAUUUCAUGGUGGUUAUUGGUUUCACAAAAGAGGGUUAUCUUGCUGCCUGCAUUUGGGACUUGAAUUUUUAAGAUAUCAGAGUGACUUCUAGAGGGGCUGUAAAAGACCUCUACCUGAGACCCUGGGGAGCUGCUGCCAGCCAGAGUAGACAAUAAUAGUCUUGAUAAUCCAAUGGUUGGUAUAAGGCAGCUUCAAGUGUUCAUGUGUUUGCUUUUUCUCAAAUUUUCUGUUGAAGAGUCAUGUGUAACCACAUAGCUUGUCACCAUUUUGGUGAGACUGCCAUGUGACCACUGGUCAUAAAGCUUUUCUUGCAUGUCAGGAAAAAAACAGUUUGUUCAUUUGGACUUCCGUAAAUGGGGCACAGGAGUCAGUUAAUUUUACAUUACAGAACUGAUCAUUACCAAACUUAGUUAGGUUAUUUUUCUGUGUCAGGAUUCUCUAGUACAAAAAGGUAUCUCAGUUCAUGUUGUCUAAGGACAUGCAAGAACGCAUGAUGCUUCUUGGAGAAAAGCCUAGGGCUGUGCGGCCGGAAUGGGCCUAGUGGAGGCACACUGCUGGAAGUCUGAUUUGCAGAGACUUUUUAAAAAAAAAACCUGACUGUGACAUAACUAUAGCCAUUUUAAGAACAAAAACAUAUUGUUAGAAUUGAAAGAAGUUCUCAUCUUUAAAUCACUGGUGGCCAGUGUAUCUCAAAAGCAGUAGUGCUGCAACCAGCAUCCCUGUGACUCAUCCACCUGCCCGUCUACAGUUUUUCUUGACUCUGAGUAAACUUUUCAAGAUCACUGCCACCCUAACUAUGCUUAAGUGAGGCUUCCUUGAGCUACUGUUGGUUGGAUCCUACAGAUCCAUGCUGUUAAUAGUGCUUUCCUCCGGUUCAAGGAGACUUCCACUGGCAGAAGAUGGGUGGAUGGCUCCAUACACGAGAGAAAAACCACCAUUAAUAGAACAGAUUUGUAGGCUCCAGCCCCAUGACAGAGUGUAGCAGGAUGUUUAAAGGAGUUAAGAUGUACCUUAUUUAAGGAAGAUAUUCAUUAUAAACAGCUUAAAGUUUUUAAAUGUAAAAAUAUUGGCUCAGAGUUUUUCCACAGGAUUUCCACUUGUGGAAUGUUUAAAGGUAUUUGUGCUGCAGUGACAGGAUAACAACCAAGGUUGCUUCACACAUGACAUUCUUCUUGUAUGGGUAUAAAAAACAGGUCUAUGUUUACGCACACUAAACAUCACAGACCUGUCUCUUUUGCGGUAUAUACAUGAUUGGGCAACUAUGGUUUGUAACAGGUUCCCAUUACAUAUGUAUAUGACAAACCUGUGCACGAUCUUCCUAUAAGAUUAUGGUGAUGAACAUUUCCUCCUUCCUGUCAUCUGUGAACCUGUGUUCCUUACUUAAAUACAAAUCAAAAGGGAGAAAAACAGACUUAGACAUUGAUUCCCUUACCUGCCCUUGAUUCGUCAGGGACUCCAGAAUACCUAUGAUGGAGUAUUUCUGUAAUAUCCCCUCUCUUCUUCAUUUUUUAAAAACUUAAUUUCCUACUCGAUAGUUAGCCAUGUUGAUCUGCAGUACAACAGGAUUUUAGUCCAGAGGCACCUUAGGGACCAACAAGAUAUUCAGAGUAUAAGCUUUUGAGAGCCAGAGGUCCCAGUUUCAUGUCUGAAGAAGGGAGGUCUGACUCGAAAGCUUGCCCUCUGAAAAUCUUGUUGAUCCCUAAGGUGCCACUGGACUAAAAUCCUAUUGCUCAUUUUCUAGUUAAGACGAAUUUCCUAUUCAUACCUUUGAAUCAUCUCAAAACUUGAAAACCGAGCGUACUCAUCAGAAGGAACAUUUCAGGGAUCCAUUGCAAAGUAUUUGUUUUUAAUUGUGUAAAAAUCUUAGGAUUAAAAAUCUUAAUGCAGACAUUAGGUAGGAAUUGUGUUAGCAGCAAUCUAAUGAAAUAAUUGGAUUAACAAAGAAACUUUACUCAUUUUUAAGAGCCUGAAAAGAAAAGAUUCUCUUCAUUGUCCCUUUAACAUCACCACAGGAAGAUAUCGGUGAGGGACUGGAACGGGGAAGAUCUGAAAGGAAAAGUGAAAUAGCUGUACAUUUAGGCAAGAUUACCAAGCACUUUUGUUUCGUAUCCAUUCAGACAAAGCAAUGAACAUUAAAUGGAGCACCAGCAUAAUCCUACGGCUGUUGACCGGGAGGUGACACCAUUUGCCUCUGUGGAGAAGCUGUACACAAGCCCUGGCUCUGCUCUGCUCAUGUGUAAAGGAGAUAGUCUAUGAUUAAAGUGCUGAUAUUCAUGAUGCUUAUAAAUAUGUUAUAAUUGCUGGGGGUGUCAUUUGAUAUUCAAAUUGAUUGAUACGGCUUUUAAUUCUUCAAAUUUUAAUACAGCUGUAUAACCAAAAUCUCCAGUAGGUAAGUGUCUUUCCGAAGACAUCGCUGAAAGGGCAUAAUUUUUCAUAAGCAGGACAGAACUAAAAAAUUUAAUGCUUAUUACAAGGAAAAGCCAACUUUAAUAUUUUCUUUUUCAAUAAAUAUAAGAUUCUGAAACACAGAAUGCUUAUAAUAACAUGAGCAAAAUGGCAUUUAUACACCCUCCAAAGUUUUUGUUCAAACAACGUGUUCACUGUGAAAAAGAUUUUGGGCAAGAAAUCCAAGUACUGUUAUUUAAAAAAAAAUACUAUUCCUAUGAAGAGACUGUUUCUAUUUUUGCCUGAUGUGCUAACAGGACUGUAUUAAUCUCAGUUUCCUUUAUUCUAUGAAUCUGUGACUUCUGGAAUUCAAUCCCUGUUCUCACCCUAGAGUUUUACUCUGUUGAUUGGGUAGCAUUAGAUUUAUUUUUAAUGUCGUUGGUUCUAGUACUGCUUGCAUGGAAAUCACCUCUGUUUGCUGGCGGAUCAUUCUUUUUACUCCUUUGACUUCCUCCCCACCAACCUCUCUGGGUAUAUCUAUUGCCAGGCUGCAUGCUGGUCAUCUUUGCUGGCAGGUGGGGUGGAUACUGAAACAUACUGUGGUAUUUUGCCAUCCAACCUAUAUUUUUGUGUUCAUGUUAUUUAAAAAAGAUGUAGAAUGCAAUAAAGUGUUGCAGGAGUCAAUA